CCCGCUGAGAUCUUAGGGGUGGCGGCUCGGAGAACACUACGGGAGAGCCUGUCAGAGCUGUCCUCAAGCGGGGCGAGGACAGGCGGGAGCGCCGGGCCCUGCGGCGCGAGCUCGGUGGCCGGGCUGGCGCCCCGGCGCGCAUGCGCCCUGAUACAGCCGCGCGCGCCCCCGCACUGCCCUGCGGGAGGAGUGACAGUCCUCCCUCCUGGUACCCGGUGGGAGGUGAACCAGCAAUUAAUGGAUGCCUGGAAGUUGACGUACAUAUAUAUUCAGAAAUGUUUUGGCGCCUGAGACCUGUCAGGAGGUUAUGUCUAGAGAAGGUAUUUCCGCACUGGUUUCUCUACUCAAGAGCUUUUUCAGGAGCCGAAGCAGUCAAUGCCUUGAGGCCAUUCUAUUUUGCAGUGCAUCCAGAUUUCUUUGGACAGCACCCCAGAGAAAGGGAAGUCAAUGAAAAUUCCCUUCAGAGAUUAAGUGUCUACUUAGAAAACCUCCAGAAACCAGGCUUCAAGUCUUUGAAACCAACUCAGCUUACGUUUUAUGUAAGAGAAACAGACCAGAAUUCUUCCGAUGGCCAGGAACCCUUUAGUACUUUCGGAUUUCGAGCAGUCAAAUUUACUUUGCACACCAGAGAUCUGCUAAGCACAGUAUUGUAUAUUCUCAACUCCUGCAGUUUAUCAGUUAAACAUGUCCAAAGCUUGAACAGCACUGUGCAUUCUCAGCCUCUCAAAACGGCGAAAAGGAUGUCUGACAGGCCCAUCAAAUGGGACAAGUCUUAUUACUCCUUUACUGGAUUCAAGGACCCGGAUGAACAUCUUGAACAAGUCUUGAGAAUGGAAACAACCCUAACAUCCUGGUUAGAUAACAAUGGGAAAAGUGCUAUUGAAAAGCUGGAGAAUAGUUUGCCACUUAGAAAAGAACUAGAUCGUUUAAAAGAUGAACUGUCUCAUCAGUUGCAGCUCUCAGAUAUCAGGUGGCAGAGGAGCUGGGGCGUCGCCCAUCGCUGUAGCCAGCUGCAUAGUUUAGGCCGCUUAGCACAGCAGAACUUGGAAACACUUAAAAAUGCAAAAGGGUGUACAAUAAUAUUUACAGACCGCUCCGGGAUGAGUGCCGUGGGCCAUGUCAUGCUGGGCACAAUGGAUGUCCAUCAUCACUGGACAAAGCUUUUUGAAAGAUUACCAAGUUAUUUUGACCUUCAGAGGAGGCUGAUGCUUUUAGAAGACCAAAUAAGCUAUCUUCUAGGUGGCAUACAAGUUGUUUAUAUCGAAGAAUUGCAGCCAGUAUUGACACUUGAAGAAUAUUACUCUCUUCUCAAUGUGUUCUAUAAAAGACUAUUGAAAACUAGAAUACCUUUUCACCCUCGAAGUCUGCGUGGUUUACAAAUGAUCCUUAACAGCGACAGACAUGCUCCAAGCUUGCAUGAACUUGGCCAUUUUAACAUCCCAACCCUCUGCGAUCCAGCAAACCUCCAGUGGUUCAUUCUCACCAAAGCCCAACAGGCAAGAGAGAAGUUGAAGAGGAAAGAUGAGUUAAAGGUUAUUGAAAAUGAAUUGAUACAGGCUUCAACGAAGAAAUUUUCCCUGGAAAAGUUUUAUAAGGAGCCCAGCGUUUCUAGUAUACAAAUGGUGGAUUGUUGUAAGAGACUUCUAGAACAACCACUGCCUUAUCUGCAAGGGAUGCACCUCUGCGUUUCACAUUUUUACUCUGUUAUGCAAGAUGGAGACCUCUGUAUUCCUUGGAAUUGGAAAAAUGGACAAGCCAUUAAGUAACAUAGAAAUCUAUUUUUUAAAGAGAUAAGAAAGUAAUUUAAACUUAUUUAAAUCCACAAUUUGAUAUAACAGUAUUAUCUACCUAUUACAAGAACAAAGGUUCUAACUGCUGCUUUAAAAGUAGACAUUUUUUUUAAAAAUUAAUUUCUGCUGGGAAACUUGUUUUAAAAAGGUUUUAUCUCCCAGUCUUCUGGUGUUUCUUACCUAAUUGGUUAGACCAGUAAAAAGUUGUUGGGCUGAAAGAACAUAUUUGUAAUGGUAUGUGAGUCAGGGACUCUCCGGAGUUACAAACAUGUAUUUUUAUAUGAGUGUGGGUGAGUGUAAAUAAGUCGCAUUUUGUAUUGCUCCGAAGUAACAGAACUCAUUCUGCGUUUAACCCAAUUCAGUAUGCAACUUGAUAGUCACGUCUCAUGUAUUGGUACACACAUGCAUUUUGCAGCCAACAUGGACAGUUGAUGUCCAAAACAGAUGGUUGAUGGGUAGCAAAAAUUAGAUAACCCAAUUUUGCCUAAAAGAAAGAGUAGAAGGGAAAACAGCAAUUGAAUGAAUAUAUGGUAUUGACAUUAUCAUCAACGAUCUGACACCAGUUUAUAAAAACAUCUUCAAUGACAGAGAAUUUAAUUUGAAACCCAUAAAUUUUCUGACCCAUUGAAAUAGUGUUAACUGUUGGUAGCAUGAAACCAACAGACAGUGAAUUUUUUUUGAAUCAUUGAAUGAGGUGACUCAUUUGUUGCUAUGGAAAAACACUAUUCAAAACCCUUGCUUGUUUCUCAGCGAGUUCCCACAAGCAGGGUCAAGUGUGAGAUGGUUCCAGACCGGUCAGGAUUUCUGUCAGCCCUCAACCCCGGUCUUCCUGUUGCGGCCAACAUUUGGAACUUCCUGUUUCCUCUGAGCCCCCCUGGUCUGUAGGUGUGUGGGCUUCCCUGUAGUCACAGCACAGGCCGUCCCCAAGGGGCCUGGUGCUCCCACUCGGUGGGCAGGCACAGCGCUGCCCUCUCUGCAGGUAGUUCUCUGGGGAUAUUUCUAACCGGAUCCAAAGCCUCUUCAGUUUGUUUCUCAAGAGGACGAGGUGAAUCCUAGUUUGAAACACUAUUUUUGUGGCUCAUCCUGCUGGAGAAAUGAGAAAGGCAUUUUUUUCCACAGUGCAUUAGGAAAGAUGUUUAAAAAAAUUAUUGAUGUUUUAAAUUAAUCUAAAACACUAAUUAUUUAAACUUUACAUUCAAAUGUAUAUUCAAAAGAUGUAUCGAUUUGUAAUUAUUAGUUUGUGCACAUUAUCCUUUUUAACUUAUGCCUAAGACCUGUAGUUAAAUUUUUUGUUCUUACAAAACAACUGUUUCCAGAGCCACAAGAUGGGAGUGAAAAAUUCCUUAAAGGUUACAUAAGAAAACUUAUUGGAAAAAUAGGUUUGGAUUAUGCCAUUUCUGAAAUCAACUACUAUGGGGUCCUCAGUAAUAUGCUUGGCAUUGGACU
Messenger RNA from Rhinolophus ferrumequinum (greater horseshoe bat), 3236 nucleotides. It is a transcript of the gene TCAIM, whose product is annotated as T cell activation inhibitor, mitochondrial. Bases 141 to 1766 code for a protein of 541 amino acids. The record is from RefSeq and is a predicted model, not a curated record. Lineage: Eukaryota; Metazoa; Chordata; Mammalia; Chiroptera; Rhinolophidae. Gene Ontology annotation, cellular component: mitochondrion. The transcript has 11 exons.